Rotaria socialis is the source of this 1101-nucleotide messenger RNA. The record is from the annotation of a GenBank genome assembly. NCBI's taxonomy places the organism in Eukaryota, Metazoa, Rotifera, Eurotatoria, Philodinida, Philodinidae.
AUGGAUAAUACGCCAUUACCAACAACACCUGGUUCAACUGCAGAUGAAUGGCAUGAUGCCUCAGCCGAUAACAGUCCGGCAACAAAUGAAGCUCCAUCUAAACUUGAGUCAGCAACAUUAUCAAAAGCAAGUACAGGAACAAAUGAAAAGCGUUCAAUGCACUUUAGUAAAAACAUGGGUAUUGAUGUCGAUCUAAACAUUGGCCCAGCACCUCUAUCUUAUGAAGAAAAAGCAAUUAAAGAACGAGAAAAUUGUGACUAUUCAACUCAAAUUACUUUAGACAUGGCCAAAAACGGUACAGCACCAAGAAAAGUCCGCAUCUACGCAGAUGGAAUUUAUGAUUUAUUUCAUGCUGGUCAUGCGCGACAAUUGAUGCAAGCAAAAAAUAUUUUUAAAAAUGUUUAUCUUCUCGUUGGUGUUUGCAAUGAUGAUUUAACACAUAGUAAAAAAGGUAAAACAGUGAUGGAUGAAGCUGAACGUUAUGAAAGUGUUCGUCACUGUCGUUAUGUCGAUGAAGUUGUUAUUGAUGCACCAUGGGUACUUGAUGAUGACUUUUUAACGCACAACAAAAUUGAUUUUGUUGCACAUGAUGAAAUUCCAUAUGGAGCUGAAGGAAGUGACGAUAUUUAUCAACAUAUUAAAGCGCGUGGUAUGUUUGUUGCAACUCAACGUACAGAUGGUGUAUCAACAUCCGAUAUUAUCUGCCGUCUUGUUCGUGACUAUGAUAUGUAUGUUAGACGGAAUUUAGCUCGUGGUUAUUCUGCACAAGAUUUAAAUGUUGGUUUUCUAAAAAAGAAUCAAUUAGAAUUUCAAUCAAAAAUUGAUACAGUGAAAUCCAAAUUUCGUACAUAUGAAGAAGAAUCAAAAACAUUCAUGGAACGUUGGGAAGAUCGAAGCAAAGAAUAUAUACACAGCUUCAUCGGUUUAUUCGAAAAGACAGGUGUUUUACAUUUACUUCAUCGAUCACAAUCGCCCUUCAUGCUGCCCAGUAGUCAUGGUGGUAAAAGUGAUACAGAAGAUGAAGAUACAGGUGCAUCGAAAAACACCCACAUCCAUAAUAAAUCAAAGCAAAAUGAUAAAAAAACUCAAGGAACAAACUAA